Molecule: messenger RNA, 2810 nt
Organism: Darwinula stevensoni
Lineage: Eukaryota; Metazoa; Arthropoda; Ostracoda; Podocopida; Darwinulidae
Source: the annotation of a GenBank genome assembly
AUGCCGGCUGUGGGAUGCAGGAUGCGGGAGCGGGGUUCGUUUUUGCUGGAGCGGCACGUGAACGGGCAUUUCGACGGGAGCGGGGGUUCCGAGGUGGGGCAGGUGGGCGGGGGCUGCGGGUCCGGCGGUGGAGGCGCGGGCCUCCCGACCGGGAGGCGGAACCCCGAGGCCAGCCCCAGCAAGGCCGUCAAGAAGAACGGGAAGCAACGCCUUCAGCGACUCCUCAGGAAACGCCCACACCCUGGACGAUUGUGGGAUUUUUGGGAGCUGGACGCGAUGGACAGACUGAGGAAUCGUCUGUCUUGCCUCGCGUCGCAUGAAACGCUUGGCCAAGUUACUCUCUCAGGGGAUGCUUGCCUUACUUUCAAAUGUCAGGUGAGAGGCCGGCAAGUGGACUCCUCAGGGAAAACCAAGGCACUUGUCCAUUGGAUGCCUGAAAACAUAUUACCAGAUGAGUGGGUGGAUGCUUCGAUGGUAGAGGCAAGCAAAAGUGUUCCAGUGCGCAGUCUUUCGGCCGUGGCACGCGAUUCCAUCCAUGCAGCUCUUUUUGGAAGUGCCAGUUCGACCAAACGUGGACGAAAGUCCAAGCGCAAGUGAUGUGUCACAACUGACUCCUGUCAGCAUCUCUUAAAACGAUUCAUUGGGAAAAAUUGUGAUCAUCUCCUUCACUGCCAGUAGUUCAAACUCACACUGUUCUCUUUUUUGUGCUCCUCAGUUUAGGAACAUGCUCAAAAACGAUUUCCAAUUUGCAAUGCGGGGAUACAUUUGGCCUUCUUUGUUUUCCUUCUCCCCCAUCAGUAUGUUAUGCUGGCUAUUUUCCCCCAUUGAUUUUUUCUUCUUAAGAGGAUGCAAAAGUGUGCAAAGGAGCUAGGAAGGACAGAAUUGGCUGUUGCUAAUAAUCAGGUCACAGUUGGUGUUGUGAUCAAGGGUAUUUUUGUGUCUGGAGCUGGAAAUUUCCCAGCUUGGGUUGUAUAUAUGCGCAUAGGGAUGGAGAUAGCAAGUGACGAUGAUGAAGUUCUACGAAUGGAAGCAACCAGCCUUAACACUGCCAGUAUUUUUAUUUUCUUCCCUUCUUGGAGUGUAUCAGAAGACCCUCAGAGGAGGAGGCUCCAAUGCUGGAAGUACAACUUCCAAGAAAAAAAAAUAAAAUUCCCCUUCUACUUUCCUCUUCCCUGUGAUAAGUUUCAGCUGUGGAGUGGCUUCCUCUGAGUGGUUGACCGAGACAGGACUUGCGGUUGGUGCUUGUGGAUCACAAAUGGUAUUUGUCGUGGCUGAUUCGGGUGGAACCAGGAAACACAAAAAACUGAGGAUGGCUUUGAUUGUGUAUGUUUUUCCUCGCCCUUACACUCUGCGUGUCGUGUCGUUUCUCAUUCCCGAGGCUCAAGGCUUGAUCUCAUUCUUCCUUCCUUGCUUGAAAUGGAAAUUUAUUCAACCUCAAGAUUUGAGGUUUGAGGCCAAGAUUUAUUUCUUCUCUUGGGCAUUAGCACGAUGAUCUUCCUCUUUUUUCUGCUGUAAUCAUCAGGUUUACUAUUCAAAUGGCAAUAUUGAGAUUCAUGUGACAUUUAAAUAUCAUUUUCAUAGAUGAACUCUUCCAAUUUUUUAUUAUUUUGGGUUUCUGGCUUGAGUAGAAAGAAGAGUGCUCCUUGAGGAUCAGCCUUGAGGCGUUUGAAAAUCGUCAGGUGCCAUAGGACAUUCCUCCAGUGCUUUCAGCUCUGUGUUGCCCCCUCUUUUGUUUAUCCUCACUUUUCAUCAUCUUCUCAUUAUCGUUUGAAUGGCAUUAUUCUGUGGAAGGACUAACCGGCAUGAACUGCCAAAAGUGGAUCUCGACCCGUGUCAUCUUCGUCCCCAAGUCACUUUGGAUCUCGGAAGGAACUCGAAAAAACCUUUCACCUUUCUCCCCUCUCGACAAUCUGUCCAGGCUGUGUCUGUGAGUGGAUGAUUUGCCAAAGGGCAUGCAAGCUGAAACAAUCAAAUUCGAUCUCAGCCUCCUUUCUUUUCUUCAAUUUUUAAAUCUUCUCUGAUGAAGAAAGAGAACUCUGUUUGCUUCAGCUAGUCACUGGGCAUCGACCUGAGCAGGAAAAUUUCUUCUUCACGAUUGCCAGUAGAACAUAUCACGUCCCCUUCCGCGUCCUUCCCGUUUCUUCCUCCUCGACUCCCUUCGUCCUUAGCGUGUACAGCCGAGCGAUUCCCGUCGUGAAGGUUCUCGGGUUUUCCCGUCUGUUCGGGUGUGAGAGAUGUAAUUUAUCAUAUUCUUGUGCAUGAGGGGUCCAGUAUUAGGAUACAGAAAAUAGUUUCCAACCUGGCCAACAGUCUCCUCCCUGGUAUUAUAUCCCUUGUUUCUUCGUCAGUAUCGCCUCUUUGUACUAGGACCACAUGGUUGCCAUGUUUGUUUCUGUUCCUUUCAUAUGCCAUUAUAGAUGCUAUGCAGGACCUAUUUGAACUUACCAAAACCAUGUUUUAUUUUCUUCCCUGAUGGAAAUCCCCCUUCAUGUAUGAUUUUUGCAAAUGGCAGGACUGAUCCCCCUUGCUGGCUGAGGGGGCAAAUGGAACAUGUCAAAACAACUUUUUCUUGCUCAACAUCAUGAAGGAAAUUCAUGAACAUAGCCUUCAAUGCUCAAGCUUCCAAUGUGCUUCAUUUCGGUGAAGGUGCAAUAAAACCAACCUGUCAACAAGGGAAUCAGUCCUGCUCUCAGAUCUACCUCAAUUAGUUAAUUUGUGUCCGAGUUGGAAUGGAAAUGAAUUUGCGAUUUGAUUGAAUUUCACAUGCGACAAGACUGAAGUGACAUUUGAAACGAAUGCAAGCUGUGUUU